AUGGCUCAGGAUGUUGACACUGAAAUCAUAUUAUCAGCCUCAAUACUAUCCCAAAAGAUUUCUAUUGGGUCCCACCAAAGAAUGCCAUUGAAAUCAAGGGCUACAACACUUCCCAUUCAAGAAUCCCCAUAUUUAAGAAAAUUUAUGGAUGCUUUAAGAAAUGCUAAUGCUAGGAUGGUUGGGGUGUAUGGCAUGGCUGGCAUUGGUAAAACCAUGCUUGCUAAAAAGGUUGCUAGACAAGCCAAGGAGGAGAAGUUAUUCAAUAAGACGGUUAUCGUCCCUAUAUCCCAAACUCCAGAUGUCAAAAAGAUUCAAAAAGAAAUUGUAGAGCAUGUAGGCCUAAAACUUGACGAGGAAAGUAUAUCUGUUAGAGCAGAACGAUGUUUGAGUCGUCGACUGGGGCAAGAAACCGAGAUCCUCAGAGUUCUAGACGAUGUCUGGGACAAAUUGGAGCUGCAUGAAGUGGGAAUUGCUUUUGAGAAUGACAGGAAUCAAUGCAAGAUACUGUUCACCUCUAGAUCUCGAGAGGUAGUGUGUAAUGAUAUAGGUGCUGACAAGAUUUUCAUGCUUGAAGUUCUAUCGUAUAAUGAAGCAAAAGAUUUAUUUGGCAAAAUAGUUGGGGAUUCAAUGAUGAACAAUCCUAAUAUCCAACCUUUGGCAACUGAAAUUGUGGAAGAAUGUGGAGGAUUACCAAUUGCGAUAACGACGGUCGCAAAUGCAUUGAAUAGCAAAAGCUAUCCUACUUGGGGAUAA
This is a messenger RNA of Ziziphus jujuba (common jujube), 753 nucleotides long. RefSeq names its product disease resistance protein RPS5-like. Gene Ontology annotation, molecular function: ADP binding. Bases 1 to 753 code for a protein of 250 amino acids. Lineage: Eukaryota; Viridiplantae; Streptophyta; Magnoliopsida; Rosales; Rhamnaceae. The transcript has a single exon. The record is from RefSeq and is a predicted model, not a curated record.